Messenger RNA from Polyodon spathula (Mississippi paddlefish), 3323 nucleotides. Its product is annotated as transmembrane protein adipocyte-associated 1 homolog. NCBI's taxonomy places the organism in Eukaryota, Metazoa, Chordata, Actinopteri, Acipenseriformes, Polyodontidae. The coding region runs from base 148 to 1290 and encodes 380 amino acids. Gene Ontology annotation, cellular component: plasma membrane. The record is from RefSeq and is a predicted model, not a curated record. The transcript is spliced from 11 exons. Gene Ontology annotation, biological process: G protein-coupled receptor signaling pathway. Gene Ontology annotation, molecular function: G protein-coupled receptor activity.
AGUCAGGUGACAGAUUUUUUUUUUUUUUUUUUUUUAAACUCUUAUUUUAAUAAACAAAUACCAGGAAUUCUUGAUUUUAAUGCACUCGACGGAGGAGUCAUCUCCCCACAUCUGUGAGGUGACAGUUACGGUUUUGUCUGCAGCAGGAUGUUGGAAGAAGUGACUGCCGUGGUGAGGUUUGCCGUCUAUGGUAACGGAAGCACAUCUCUGCCACCAGCGUUUGAGAACACUUCUUCAGUGCCACCAACGUUGCACCCUGACAGUGGAGCAAACAUCACCAAGCCUCACCAGUGUCUCCAGAUUCUCUAUGAAGAUAUCGGAGACUCACGAGUCCGAUUUUGGGAUCUGCUGCUGCUGGUCCCAAAUGUGGCGUUCUUUAUGUUUCUGCUGUGGAAACUGCCAUCCGCCAGAGCCAAGAUACAAGUUACAUCCAGUCCCAUCUUUAUCACCUUCUACAUCCUGGUGUUUGUUGUGGCCGCAGUGGGGAUCACCCGUGCCAUAGUCUCCAUGACAGUCAGUACUUCAAGUGUUGCUACCAUCAUUGAUAAGGUUCUGUGGGAGAUCACGCGAUUUUUCUUGCUGGCCAUUGAGCUCAGUGUCAUUAUACUGGGACUAGCCUUUGGUCACCUUGAAAGCAACUCUAGUAUAAAGCGAGUUUUGGCCAUCACCACUGUGUUAGCACUGGCUUAUUCCAUUACCCAGGGGACUCUGGAGAUUCUGUAUCCUGAUGCUCACCUGUCCGCAGAGGACUUUAACAUCUAUGGUCAUGGAGGAAGACACUUCUGGCUCGCUAGUUCCUGCUUUUUCUUUCUGGUCUAUUCCCUGAUUGUCAUUCUUCCAAAAACUCCUUUAAAGCACCACAUAUCUCUUCCAUCCAGGAAGAGUUUCUACUUGUAUGCUGGGAUUCUGUCCCUGUUGAACCUGGUUCAAGGCCUGGGCAGUGCACUUCUCUGUGCAGAGAUCAUAGAAGGACUUUGCUGUGUUGACGUGACCACCUUCCUCUAUUUCUCGGUUUUUGCACCUCUGAUUUAUGUGACAUUCCUUCAAGGAUUUUUUGGGUCUGAGCCAAAGAUCCUGUUCUCCUACAAAUCUCAGGUGGAUGAGCCUGAUGACACCGAUGUGCACCUGCCGCCUACCUUUGGUGUGGGGAAGAAAGAUGCCUUCGAUUCCUACUCCAGCACGCAGAUCGACAGCUCUGGGGCCUACCUGGACGAUGUUGCCUCUGCUCACUACCCCGUCGGCAGCAUCAACAGCAUUGACAGCGACCGCUGGAGAAUCAUGAAUGCCUAGAACUACUUGUAACCUGCAAGCACUGGGGGAAGACCGAGGAGGUUGGGACGGGAGACCUCCCCCUGGCCUUGUUUUCACCGCAGACAAUUUCAGUCAUGGAAUGUUAGAAGAACCUGUAUAGGAUUUUAUAAAUCCAUUCAUGAACAUACAUGUUCCCCCAUCUCGGAGCUUCCUGUCUCUAAAGAGAUGCCAUCCGAGUUUGCUGGCCUGUGAUUCAUAACACACAUUAGUGCAUUGGCUUUCUUAACAGCUGGAAAAAGAAAAAAGUUUAGGAACUGUGCAUUUUUGUGCAUACACAUUCCCAUUUAGAUUUGCAACAGUCUAAUCUGUGCCUGUCUGCUGUAGAAGUUCUUAGGAGAAAGGUGAGCCCGAACUUCGGCUGGUUUCAUUGUGUAGCAAACCAGGUGUGUUUUUUAGUAGGUCUAAUUUGCAUCAUCAUUUGGAACUCUGCCCUAAAGAAUGGGACUCCUAUUCAAUUAAAUGUUUUUUUUAAUAUAUUUCAUGGUAAUGCUUUAUUGCAUUGUUUGAUUUCUAUUUAGAAGAUGGAUGAGAUUCACAGUAUAAACUUUGCUAUUGGCUCCUGUUAUGAUGCAGAAGACGGGUGCAUUCUUAUUCUUGAACUACAGAAGCAUGAUUAUAUUUCUGUAAAAACAGGGUCAAUGGGGUGAUCAUGGUAUCAAGAGAGCUGCUAUAUUGGAUGUUCAUUGCCCACUCAUAUUUGCUUGGGCCUGGAUCCAGAUCUUUGUGAUUAUCCACAGUACUAUCACUAUAAUCAGUAUUGUGGGUGGCAGUGUGAUCUAAGGGAGAUUUAGUUUAGAAUUCUGCUCAGAUUUAAAAUAUAGCUUAACCAUCUUGGCCAUAGUUCAUGGUGGUGUUGAGGACCAUCUUCCUCAGGUACUAGGGAAAGGGGAACGACCACCACAAGCACUGUAAGCGGGAGAUGGCAUUAGGGACCUGUCCUGGGAGGAAAAAACACACACACAAUCAAAUGACUCCAGUCAUUAGAUAAAAAAUGUCCAUGGUGAUAAGUACAGUCAAGCCAUUUUAAUAUCACUAUUAGGAGUUCUUCAGUUACCUGGUAAAAUAAGCAUUAAAACACAUAAUAAUGUUAAUACAAACACACCUAUUUUGCUGUGGAACUUUAAAUGUAGUUAAUGCAGGUAGAGAUACCAAUUACAAUCGGCUUCCUUUAAUUAAAAAAAUAAAUAAAUAAAUUCUAAACUGUACAACACAGUUGUAUAAUAAAUGCUUUUAUUAUGCUGCUAUAGUAGAACUUUUCAAAACUGUAAUGGGACUUUCAAAACCAUGCUUUUAUUUUCCAAAGUGAUAUUACGUGGGGUGGAAAUCUGAUUUAUGGCUGAUAAAAGUGUGAUAUUAAAAGAAGCAUUGACUUCAGUUUGAUUCUGAUUAUAAGCUGAUAUUAAAUGGGUUUGACUGUACAUAUACUGCAGGUAUACUGUAUGUCAUUCCAACAUUUAAAAGGUGCAAUAACUUUGAAUUGGCAACACCAUAUUCUUCCCAAGAUAUUCCCCUUAAUAGGUUGAGGAUUAGGAUGUUGCUAUAGAGGAAUGAUGUUUUUUGAGUCCUCGGACUAUGAAAUAUUUGAUUAAAGUAACAAUUGUGUGACAUGUAUCAACCUUGAGCCCUGUGAAUUUUUUUUUUUUUUUCAAAUAAAUCUUAAUACAAAAUACAUGUCUCUGUUGCUUGGCAGUGAUAAGAAUCGUGUGUUCUUUUAUGGUUCCUUUCCUCAUCAGACAGAUUUGGACCCUGUGAAAUGUUAAUGAGAGGGAAUUGCUGUAGAAUUGGUGAAAAGCCAGUCACUCCAGCUCAGAUUUCAGACAAGUGAAGCACAUAGCUAACUGAAGACCCAGACUAAAUCAGUGAAUGAAAAGACUCCUCAUUAUCUGCAGUCCCUGUAUUUCCCAUGUGUAGUAACAAUACAGAUGUUGAUUCUGGAUGCAAUCAGAGUAACAUGACAGCAUGCAUUGAGUAGUGUUUUUGUUUUGUGGGGGUGAGGUUGGUGGUUGGGGGGG